Saccostrea echinata is the source of this 1739-nucleotide messenger RNA. Its product is annotated as DNA fragmentation factor subunit alpha-like. NCBI's taxonomy places the organism in Eukaryota, Metazoa, Mollusca, Bivalvia, Ostreida, Ostreidae. The record is from RefSeq and is a predicted model, not a curated record. Bases 87 to 689 code for a protein of 200 amino acids. Gene Ontology annotation, biological process: apoptotic process; regulation of apoptotic process. The transcript is spliced from 5 exons.
ACCGAAUUCUAAAGCGGCGAAGUUGAAAGCAAAAGUUGAUCAAAAGAACAAGUUACAGUUGAAAAUCUCAAAAUUGAUUAUAUGCCAUGUCAGAGGCUCGUCCUUUUAAGGUUUGGAAUUGUGAGCGAACUGUAAAAAAGGGAACGGUAGCGGCAUCAUUAGAGGAUUUACUUAGAAAAGGGAAGUUGUUACUAGGAAUCCCCGAGCCUGAGCGAGUUACAGCAGUGUUAGAGGAGGAUGGUACAGAGAUUUCAGAUGAAGAUUACUUUGCCUUCAUCAGACAUAACACCACCAUUAUGUUACUGAGAAAUAGUCAAAAGUGGCAGCCAGUUGGAGCAGAUAAUAAGUUUGGAGAAGAUGAGGUUGACAAUCUAGAUGGAAGUACUGAGUUAUCAGAGAGAAUGAAGCAGUUAAUAGCAGGACUUCAUAAAAACAUCACAAGAAUCAUUACACUAUCAAAUGAUGAUCUACAGGUCAUUGUGGAUAUGGACAUUUCAGUAUUGGCUCACCUCCUACAGGAUACAGAAAAUUUUGCCAAAUCCAUCCAGGAAGCCUGCCAGCGCCAUCUAGAUGAACGUAGCCAAACAUCAGAGGCUAUGGAUCUAUUAAGACUUUAUCACACAGCCCGACAGUCCAGUCCAUAUGUAGAGGAUACAGGUCCAAAACGAAAAAAACAUGCUCAUACUUAAUUCCGUAAUUCACACUCAUUUUUUAUGGUGUAGAAUUUAGACUCUUCUAUAUACAUUUGUCCAUCCAUUAGAAUGUUUUGUAUAUUUUUUUAAUAGAAUUUUUUAAUGUAGAAUCUUGUUCUUUUUAAUUUACACAUGAAAAUGAAAUUUAUGCAUUCAUAUUAUACAUUAUGGAAGAUGUCUGUUUUUAACUGUUUAUGAAUUUUUUCCAAUUUUAUUUCAAUACCAUUCUUGAUGAAAUAGAAUAAAUCACUGUGCCAUAUUAAGAGCAACUGUGAGGUGGUCAUCAGAAGACGAUCCUCAAGGGGCUGUCCUGUUUUAUGAAAUGAAAGUUAAAGGACUGUGUUUAUGAGGAGCUGUAUUGUUUUACAGAUGAAUAGACCAUGGCUCUUUUAACAACUUGCAUAUAGCAUUAAAAGAACAUAUAUAUUCAUAUGCAUUCAUAUUAUACAUUAUAGAAGAUAUCUGUUUUUAACUGAAUAAUAAGAAUAUUAGAAUGGAUUUUCGCCUUUGGAAACACAAACCAGGACCAUUCAGAAUAUGAGAUAUGUAGUCCAAAUAUUGAAAUGAAAAUUGCAUGCCUGUCAAACGAUGUGAUCUGCUAAAGUCAUUUGUAUGGGAAAUGACAAAAGAUUGUGAGAAAAUGUGAUAAAUCUACUUCAUAUUUAUUAUUUUUUUAACAAACAUUCCUAAUAAGGUUCAUCAUCUCUUAUUUCACUCCUAUUUAAAUUUCCUUGAUCACUACUUAUGAUUUUCCAACAGAAAUCUUAUUUAGAAUUAAAAUGCACAAAAUUUCAGAUUACAAAAUUUGACAAAUAUCUUUUCAACUUGACAAUUUUAUAAAGGAAUAAUGGUCGUUUUUCCCAGUGAGAAUUAUCUUUCAUAUCAGAGGGUUGAUGAACCUUAAGCUUGUGUGAUUUGAUGUUUGAUUUACAUUUUUUUUCAAGACACAGAGUUAUCUGCCUUGCAGCACAUUUUGAAAAAUGCUGUUCUCUGCAUAAAAUUCAUUGAUUCAUGUUUUUUUUUAAGAAUAAAUUUCUCUGCACGUAA